GUGACUCGCGUAUUCUGGUUCCUGUCUCCUGCCAUCACCGUCGUCGGCCGCUCUUCCAAUCGCUUGAUGCGAGAGAAGGCUAGAUAAGAGCCGCUGGUCCAUCGCUCUACUUCCCCACCCUCAUGCACUCCGCCGUCACCGUCCAGCUCAAUGGGGGCGAGUACCCCAACGCCCAGUGGGACCGCUCGACCCCGUUCGCUAUCGACACGCACAGACCCGUCGACGACAAGUACGCUUCAAAGGACAGCUCCCCCUCGUCCUUCUCCUUUCCCUCCCUCAGCGACCUGUCCGUCGCGAAGUUGCUAGGCAGGCGGGAUGCGCCGCAGUCGGCCAGCGGCAGCAGCGCCGAUCAGUCCACAGUGACUUUCGUGCUGCUCUGUGGCCUGUGGUACAUGUCCUCCGCCCUGUCGUCUAAUACCGGCAAGGCCAUCCUCACCCAGUUCCGGUAUCCGGUCACGCUCACCUUCGUCCAAUUUGGCUUCGUUGCGGCGUACUGCCUGUUGUUCAUGUCGCCGGCGGUGCGGUUUGCAAGGUUACGGACGCCGACGCGGGCGAUCAUCCGGAGUACGCUUCCCAUGGGGGCGUUUCAGGUCGGCGGACAUAUGUUCUCGAGCAUUGCCAUCUCGCGGAUACCGGUCAGCACGGUGCAUACGAUCAAGGCACUAUCGCCGCUAUUCACCGUCGCUGCAUACGCCCUGCUCUUCGGCGUCAGCUAUUCUGCGAAGACGUAUCUAUCCCUCCUCCCCCUUACCCUUGGCGUCAUGCUAGCCUGCUCAUUCGACGUAUCAGCGUCGAACUAUGUUGGCUUGUUGUGUGCCUUUGGGUCCGCCAUCGUCUUCGUUAGCUCGAACAUUUUCUUCAAGAAGAUCAUGCCAUCGACGCCGAGCGGCCACGGCCAGUCGUCCACGCAGAAACUCGACAAGCUCAACCUACUCCUCUACUCCUCCGGCAUGGCCUUCCUGCUCAUGAUACCCAUAUGGCUUUACUACGACCUCGCGCCCCUUCUCUCUGCGCAUGAAAACCCCGCACACGUCUCGCAUCCGAAGGAAGGCCACACAACGCCGCACUCCGUGAUGUACUACUUCUUCAUGAACGGCACCGUCCACUUCGCGCAAAACAUCAUUGCCUUCGUCAUCCUCGCAUCGACAUCGCCGGUCACCUACUCCAUCGCGUCGCUCAUCAAGCGCGUCGCCGUCAUAUGCAUAGCGAUCGUCUGGUUCAACCAGAGUGUGCACCCGGUCCAGGCACUGGGUAUCAUGCUCACGUUCGGCGGGCUGUACAUGUACAACCAGGCCAAGUCGGAUGUGGAGCGGGGCGAGAAGAAGAUGCAGCGCGUCGAGGCCGCGCGCGAGCUCAUGCUCCCCAUGACGAAGGGCGAAAGCAAGAUGAUGAACGGGUCCCCGAUACCCUCGCGCUCGGUCACGCCGAACAUCCUGCAAGCUGCCACCGCGACGGGCAUGGGACAGAGAGAAAACAGCAUGCACGGGCGUACACGAAUAACCCUGCCGCCGCGUCAUGGGCCAUCAUACUCGCCCCCUACUCUACACGGGAAGGAGCACCCACCACCACCCCAACUUGCGCCGCUGAAGAUCGCCCCGCCGACCUUCACGCAGCGCCACUCGCCUGUGAGGGAGACGCGGUCGCCCUCGGACUCGUACCCAUCGCCCCCGUUGUCUCAGGACUCGCCACCUACGCUCAGUGUGCCCUUAGUACCGGCCUAGUGCAACUUUUGUACCGUGCGCAGGGAGCGCGCGCAAUCCUUGUACUACCCACCCGCGCCCAUAUGGCGUGUACGAAGCACACUAACACAUAUGAUACAGUGCGAACGGAGCAGCGGACUACCUACACUAGAUUACUGGGUAGAUGGGAUCUAUUGGCGUCUAAUGGGCCGCUACAUUCAUUUCUUUGGACAUAUAUCAUGCUUAACUAUUUCUUGCUGCCUGUCUUCU
Molecule: messenger RNA, 1949 nt
Organism: Schizophyllum commune H4-8
Lineage: Eukaryota; Fungi; Basidiomycota; Agaricomycetes; Agaricales; Schizophyllaceae
Product: TPT-domain-containing protein
Exons: 2
Coding region: 123-1721 (532 amino acids)
Biological process (GO): phosphoenolpyruvate transmembrane import into Golgi lumen
Cellular component (GO): endoplasmic reticulum; Golgi apparatus
Molecular function (GO): phosphoenolpyruvate transmembrane transporter activity; antiporter activity
Source: RefSeq, a predicted model, not a curated record